AUGGAGCGUGCCAAAGCUGGCAAACGUACGAGUGACUUAGCCUCUGGUGGUGAAGCAAAACGGCAUCGAAGUAAAAAGCACUCUCCUGGUUCAAGUAGCGAACCUCCCAAAAAGCGCAAGAAGCAGACAUCUUUGAGCAGUCAUCAACACCAAGAAGAUGAACAAGAAGAAUACCCCCAGAAAGGCAUCAAGAUCGAAGACUACUCUACAAAGGCUGACAAACAAAUCCGGUCGCGAUUCCUCACUCUGAAUGAGCUGGACUGUAACAGUGCAGUGUACAAAGACGCUGUCAAGGGGAUUGUGGAGAUAUGCCUUCCAAGCUCCGAGCCAGCAAUCCAGAAAUUGAAAGAAAUAGUAGCAGAGUAUAAAGCCUAUGGAGCAAGGAAAGACAAGCGAGCAGAAUUCAAGAAGCAACUGAAACCAGCUAUGCUGAAAAGGCUGGGAGAGUUUGUUGUUGAAGAUUGCAAGAAUUCGACCGAAGCCGCACUGUGCGCAGAAGUACUCGGACAUGUUAUACUCAAAGCUUCAACAAAGUUUGGAGACAAGAUCAAAGACAUGCUACGCGAUGCUCUCCGUCCUACGCCCAUCGAAAUAUCGAGUGGGGACGAAGAUAUGGACGAAAGCGAUGAUGAUGUACAACUAGUUGAAGCCGCGCGACCUGUACAGGCCUUCAGCAAGUCCGAUGGCUGCGCUGUAUCCGUUGAAGCUGAGUCGCAGCAAGUAGAAGGGGCCCCUGGAUCUGUUGGUAUCACCGUCGGAUCAUCUCGUCCACCAACAGCGCUUCCACCGAGCUCUGACACGGGACGUAAAAGGCCUUCCCUAGAAGCGACGAAGCGAGAUGCUUGUCCAAAAGUUCUCGUCACUCCUCUAUUCGAUUUGCUCUGCCGAUCCAAUGCAGAUUUCGGUAAAGUCAUUCAUGAUAUGCGCCCUCCAGUUUACUCGCAUCUACUCUCUGCCAUAAGGAAGAGGCUGACAAUGUUUUCAUGUUGCACAAAACUCAUAAUAAACGAUGCAAUCCCCGACAUGAUGGCAAUGAUCGAAGAUUUGAACUUGAACUCGUACAUCAGUGCAUACGUUAAUCAGCAAGAUAGGCACAAUGCAGUCGUGGAAAGUCUUGAGCGUAUGCUUGAGCUGUACGUUCGAAGGCACCCACGUUUAUUCCCCGAUGUCGAUUGGCGUCUCAAUGGCCUGCUUGUACUCGGCCUCCUUCGUGAGAACUCACAAGAGCUGAAGGCACUCUUCCCUACCUGCGCAGACCGUUUCGAACCACUCAUCUAUCAAAUCCGUAUGGCACUGUUAGAUCGCACGCGUGCAAAGGUGCCAGACUCUGCGGCUUUGCUAGUACAGACAAACGGAGACUACUUGACUCGUUCCCCAGGCUGGAACAUGAAUAUCUCCGAUUCGUGUACGGGCUUGGAAAGCGACUUGAGAUCAAAGUUUGAAGCUUCGCGAACGAUGAAAUGCAACAUGGCGGAUAUUGAGUUUCUGAUUGAAGACACGCUGGAAGCUUUUGCGUUGUAUGAACCAAGGGCAUUUCCGGAGUUCUCUAAGGCGCAGUGGGACGUGAUCAAGAAGCGUCAGUCGGCAAGCUAGGUCCCAUGGGGAGGAGUCUCUAGAAGCGAGAGUAUACAGGAGGCGCUGAUCUACUCAUGGAACUGGGAAA
Molecule: messenger RNA, 1663 nt
Organism: Pseudovirgaria hyperparasitica
Lineage: Eukaryota; Fungi; Ascomycota; Dothideomycetes; Acrospermales; Acrospermaceae
Exons: 4
Coding region: 1-1593 (530 amino acids)
Source: RefSeq, a predicted model, not a curated record